This is a messenger RNA of Myxocyprinus asiaticus (Chinese sucker), 1793 nucleotides long. RefSeq names its product nitric oxide synthase-interacting protein. Gene Ontology annotation, cellular component: nucleus. The record is from RefSeq and is a predicted model, not a curated record. Gene Ontology annotation, molecular function: ubiquitin protein ligase activity. The transcript is spliced from 9 exons. Bases 128 to 895 code for a protein of 255 amino acids. NCBI's taxonomy places the organism in Eukaryota, Metazoa, Chordata, Actinopteri, Cypriniformes, Catostomidae.
GGUGGCGGUAAUGCACAUUUCGUUGUAUGCCAACCGCCAUAAAAAAAUUAAGAAGAAAAGCGUCUGAUACUGUUUCCGGUUCACAAUCAUACGAGAAAUAGAUCAUUUUGCUCUGUGAAGGACCGACAUGACUCGACAUGGGAAGAACUGUACAGCAGGAGCUGUUUACACUUAUCACGAGAAGAGGAAAGACACCGCGGCGUCGGGUUAUGGGACACAGAGUGUGCGUCUGGGAAAAGAUGCAAUCAAAGAUUUUGACUGCUGCUGUCUGUCGUUACAGCCCUGUAGGGACCCCGUUAUAACUGAAGAUGGAUACAUAUAUGAAAAAGAAGCCAUUCUGCAAUACAUCCUUCACCAAAAGACAGAGAUUGCUAAGAAAAUGAAGGCAUAUGAGAAGCAGAAACAGGCUUUGAAGAGUGAGGGCCAGCUGGAGUCCAAGUCUGAGGAAAGACAGAGAGCAGAGAAGUUCAAACAGAGAGAGAACAACAUUGUCUCCAAGCCAAUCAACCCCUUUACCUCAGGUAAAUCUAAAGGUGAUGGAAUCCCAAAGAGCUCACCGAGCUCCUCCACUUCUGACGCUUCAGCGGGAGAGUCCAGUUCUUCUUCAGCCCUGCCCAGCUUCUGGAUCCCCAGCCUCACACCAGAGGCCAAGCCCACCUUGCUUAAAAAACCUUCAAAGGCAGUGUUGUGCCCCAUGUCAGGGCGUCCUUUGAAGAUGAGUGAUUUGAUUUCUGUGCGCUUUACUCCACUGGAUCCUGGUCUGGACAGAGUGGCCCUCCUCACACGGCAGGACAGAUAUGUGUGUGCAGUAACCAAAGACACUCUCGGGAACUCUGUGCCCUGUGCAGUUCUCAGGCCCUCUUCAAGUAAAGUCAAUAAAACUGGUUUGACAUGAGUGUCAGCAAUGUUCAGUUCACGCCAGGAGGAGGAUAUCCACCAUCAUUAACCUUCUCUGGUUCAGUUGAGUGCAUCGCCAGCAUCAUUUGUGAAACUUCUCAGGUAAAUCAUCUCGGCUACAUGCAACUGGAAGAAUCUUCAGAGAAAUUAAUAGAAUGCCUGAAGAAGAUCUUUGAAUGAAAUGCUGUAAGGUAUUACAGAUUUGCAAGCUAUACAACAGUGUGCUGGCUGUGUUUAUGGAUUUAACAGCAUUAUCAUUGACCAUACGUUAUCAACUGAACUCAAUUUACCAAUGCCUAUACUAAAUUAUGAAACCUAAAUUAUAGAGCUCAUAUCAAAUAAAAAUAAAAACUGUCCAACCAGUCACAUUUGAGAGCAUUAAUCUUUUAGAGAAAAAUCAAGCGCUUCUGCUGGAAACAUGAUAAGCAGAGUUGUAAAAAAUUAUACUUUGAAAAAAAAAAAAAAAAAAAUCAAGCAGUAAAGAAACAUUUCUAAAUAAGUAUAUGCUAUGGUUUAAAAAGAGAACUUUUUUCUUUUCUUUUUUAAACGAAUUUGUUAUUUUUUAAGGUUAAUUUCAAUAAUUUAAUUAUUAGUAAAUGUUUUCAUUACUUAUUUAUAUUCACUUCUAUCAAAACGUCAUAACAGUUUGCCUGAAAGAACACGACACAUUCGGAUGUCUUACGCAUGAUUUACACGUGGUCGGGAGCAGGUGUAAAUUUUGUUUGUACCAACUAACAUUUUGAAAAUACCAAAACUUUCAUGAAUUCGAGAAUUUACGUCAGAACGGCUUUAGGAUUUACACAAAAAUUUGUUCUGCUCGUGUUUCAUGAAUGAGGCCCAGUGACAGUGAUUUUAGUCCUUCCUCUCACUUCUAGUUUUGUCUCUUUCUUACUGUC